GUUCCCCAAGCUAGAUUGUUUAUUUUCAUUUCCCCGUCUGGAAUGCGAAGCAACUAGAUCCAUCAGUCAUUAGCUCUCGAAGAUGCCGGGUACGAUUUUGGAGAACCUGAGCGGGCGCAAGCUAAACGUAUUGGUGGCGAUUCUAUUGGUUUUUCAAGUGGCUUGUUUCCUCGUUGGAUUGAUCGCGCCCAGUCCGGCCAAUUUCCAGAAUAUUUACGCGACUUUUUGCUACGACGAUAAUCCUGGCCUCAAAGAUGAACCUGGACGGUGGUUCACCAAAGACUGUAAGAGGAAAAUCACCAAUCUCAAAACCGACACUGUCGGUAUGAGCAGCAAUAAUAUUGUCAUGGUGUUUGAAAUGCCGCACUAUAACUUCGACUUCUCGCGCUGGCAACAGAAGCUGGUCGGCCUAGUGAAUUUUGAACAGGAGGAUGAGGCCGGUUACAAACCCGAUCCGACAAUCGAACUAACCCUGGAAGCAAGACUGGGAUACAGCGACGAAAGCAAAUCGGGCCGUACGCCAUGGAGUUUGUACGCAAAUUCGACCGAAAUCCGCCACAUGGACUGUGAAACCGACGAAAACACCGGGGCACGACACGAUGGUUACAAGGUCGAUUGUUCGAUCGUUCCAUUGUUCGAGCUGGGCAACUUAUACCACGACUAUUACCUGUUAAAUCUACGUUUGCCUGAGAACGCGAACACCAAGCUGGGGCGCGUGCACGAGGUGCAGCUCAACAUAAUCUAUAUGAAUGGCGGUUUCACCAGAGUCUGGGUGUCGCUUAAGACCGUAUUCUUCCCGAUAAUUGUGGGCAUUAUCGCCUGGUUCUGGAGGCGCGUUUUCAUCCUGGAUCGCACGCCGGCGCUUCUGGAGUAUAUGCUAUUCUCGCUCGGUAUGACAUUGGCAAUUCUAGACUUUCCAAUCGAAUAUUUCAGUUUGUAUUUCGACAUGCCGUAUAUGAUGGUGUUCAGUGACAUCCGGCAAGGCGUUUUUUAUGCCAUGCUGUUGUCUUUCUGGUUGGUUUUCGCUGGUGAGCACAUGUUAAUUCAGGAUAACGGCGAGAAGAAUUGUCUGAAAAUGUACUGGAAACAUUUAAGCACCAUUGCGGUCGGUUGUCUGUCUCUUUUAAUUUUUGAUUUGUGUGAAAGAGGAGUGCAGCUGGUCAAUCCGUUUUACUCCAUCUGGGCCACACCGACCGGUACCCAUUUCGCAUUGUCGUUCGUUAUACUGGCAGGAAUAUCGGCCAGUAUGUACUUUAUUUUCUUAUGUUACAUGAUCUGGCGCGUGUUCAAGAACAUCAGCAUCAAACGCUCGGUGCUUCCGAGCAUGUCGCAGGCCAGACGAUUACACUACGAAGGUAUCAUUUACAGAUUUAACUUCCUAAUGCUCGCUACCGUGAUCUGCGCCGGAGUCACCAUCGUCUCGUUUAUUUUGUCACAGGUGGCCGAAGGGCAGGUGAAAUGGGACGACGAAAUGGACAUCGAACUCUCUUCGGUUAUUUUUACGGGCGUUUAUGGCAUGUGGAAUGUCUACAUUUGCGCCAUGCUCAUGUUGUAUGCACCAAGCCACAAACAGUGGCCAAGCGAGUCGUUGACGCACGACGGCGAGGAGGUGGAGUUCAGCAGGUUGCCCACCGAGUCUGUUCCGAGCGAGAUUUCUUCACUUACUUCCUUUGCCACUAAAGCUAGUAUUGAAUAAACGCACGUGUAGCCUCUUAACCUUGUUGUUCCAGUCAGAAUACUCGACUUAGUAGUUUUACUCCCUCCUAGAUUUUAGGGAAUUACUGUCGAUUUUGUGAGACUUGCAUUUUAAAAUGUGAUUUUAUAUUUGUACUUCCGCUGCGCACAGCAACAAACUCAUGUUUUUCAUAUUUACAUACUUUUACACUUGAAUCUCUAUAUGUAUUUAAGCAGUAUAUUUAUACAUCUUUAUCGUGACAUUAAAUUUUUAACAGUAUUAUAAUUUUUGUGAUUUAUGAUUAUAAGUAUUAAUUAAUUUAUGUAAUUUUUGAUAUUGUAUUUUAUGUAAUUAAAAUUAAAUGUAUGUUCCGUGAA
This is a messenger RNA of Aethina tumida (small hive beetle), 2052 nucleotides long. It is a transcript of the gene wls, whose product is annotated as protein wntless. Gene Ontology annotation, molecular function: Wnt-protein binding. The transcript is spliced from 2 exons. Gene Ontology annotation, biological process: intracellular protein transport; Wnt protein secretion; Wnt signaling pathway. Gene Ontology annotation, cellular component: endomembrane system; organelle membrane. The record is from RefSeq and is a predicted model, not a curated record. NCBI's taxonomy places the organism in Eukaryota, Metazoa, Arthropoda, Insecta, Coleoptera, Nitidulidae. Bases 83 to 1696 code for a protein of 537 amino acids.